Rasamsonia emersonii CBS 393.64 is the source of this 2757-nucleotide messenger RNA. RefSeq names its product 3-hydroxyacyl-CoA dehydrogenase. Bases 1 to 2757 code for a protein of 918 amino acids. The transcript is spliced from 7 exons. Lineage: Eukaryota; Fungi; Ascomycota; Eurotiomycetes; Eurotiales; Trichocomaceae. The record is from RefSeq and is a predicted model, not a curated record. Gene Ontology annotation, molecular function: oxidoreductase activity.
AUGUCCGAGCUGCGCUUCGAUAACCAGACCGUUGUGGUCACCGGUGCCGGCGGUGGCUUGGGCAAGGCAUACGCGACCUUCUUCGCCUCAAGAGGAGCCAAUGUCGUUGUGAACGAUCUAGGAGGCUCCCAUGUCGGUGAGGGCAAGUCGACCAAGGCUGCCGAUGUCGUCGUGGAAGAGAUUCGAAAGGCCGGCGGCAAGGCCGUCGCCAACUACGACAGUGUUGAGAACGGCGAGGCCAUCAUUGACACAGCUAUCAAGAACUUUGGCCGGAUUGAUAUUCUAAUCAACAACGCCGGUAUCUUGCGUGACAUCUCCUUUAAGAACAUGAAGGACCAGGACUGGGACCUCAUCAACAAGGUUCAUGUCUACGGCGCUUACAAGGUGGGAACCCUAACAUAUCAUAUGCCGAUUCAGUGCGCUCGAGCAGCAUGGCCUCACUUCCGGAAACAAAAGUUCGGCCGUAUCAUCAACACGGCCUCUGCGGCAGGAUUGUACGGAAGUUUCGGACAGACCAACUACUCUGCCGCCAAACUCAGCCAGGUUGGUUUCACGGAGACACUCGCCAAGGAGGGUGCCAAAUACAACAUCCUCGCUAAUGUGAUUGCACCCAUUGCUGCAAGUCGUAUGACGGCAACGGUCAUGCCGCCCGAUGUACUGGAGCACUUGAAGCCCGAGUGGGUGGUUCCCCUCGUGGCCGUUCUGGUUCACCCGUCCAACACACAAGAGACGGGCAGCAUCUUCGAGGUCGGCGGUGGCCACAUCGCCAAGCUGCGGUGGGAGCGUGCUAAGGGCGCUCUACUCAAGACUGACGAGUCCUUGACGCCGCAAGCCAUUCUGAGCAAGUGGAACGACGUUAAUGAUUUCUCGAAGCCCAGCUAUCCCUCAGGUCCGGCUGACUUCAUGAGCCUGUUGGAGGAGGGCCAGCAGUUGCCCAGUGCCCCUGCGGCGCCCAAUCUUGACUUCAAGGGCAAAGUGGCUUUGGUCACUGGUGGUGGUAACGGUCUUGGUCGGUCGUACUGUCUGUUGUUCGCCAAGCUGGGAGCCUCCGUCGUCGUCAACGAUCUUGUCGACCCGGAGCCCGUCGUGCAGGAAAUCAAGAAAUUGGGCGGCACGGCUGUUGGCAACAAGGCCUCGGUGGAAGAUGGAGAGGCAGUUGUCAAGGCUGCUAUCGACGCUUUCGGACGGAUUGACAUUGUCAUCAACAAUGCCGGCAUCCUGCGUGACAAAGCCUUCACCAACAUGGACGACAGCCUCUGGAACCCGGUGAUCGACGUUCACCUGCGAGGCACCUACAAGGUCACCAAGGCUGCUUGGCCAUACUUCCUGAAACAGAAGUAUGGCCGUGUCGUCAACACGACCAGUACUAGUGGUAUUUAUGGGAACUUCGGCCAGGCCAACUAUGCGGCAGCUAAACUUGGUAUUCUCGGGUUCUCUCGCGCUCUCGCUUUGGAAGGCGCCAAAUACAACAUCAAAGUCAACACUAUCGCUCCGAACGCUGGUACGAACAUGACCCGGACCAUCUUGCCCGAGGAGAUGGUCCAGGCCUUCAAGCCUGAUUAUGUUGCUCCUCUGGUGGUCUUGCUCUCCUCGGAUGCCGUUCCGGAACCGGGCACCAAGGGUCUGUACGAAUGUGGAAGCGGAUGGUUCGCCAGAACGCGGUUCCAGCGGAGUGGAGGCCACAGCUUCCCAGUCGACGUCCCGUUGACACCGGAGGCCGUGCUUGCAGAGUGGAAGAACAUUGUCAACUUCGACGAUGGCCGCGCGGAUCACCCUGAAGACAGCCAGGCCGGUCUGGAACGGAUCAUGGCGAAUAUUAAUAACCGUUCAGGUGGCAAGAAGGAAGACAAGGCAGCGGCCAAUGCAGACCAGGGUAUCCUGAGCAACAUCGAGAAGGCCAAGAAGAUGACGAGUCAAGGCACUCCAUUCGAGUACACUGAUCGGGAUGUAAUCCUCUACAACAUUAGUUUGGGUGCUAAGCGGACUGAUCUUCCUCUCGUCUACGAGAACAACGAGAACUUCCAGGCUCUCCCGACAUUUGGUGUGAUCCCGUGGUUCAACACCCAGACCCCCUGGAACAUGGAGGACAUUGUUGCCAACUUCUCGCCUAUGAUGCUGCUCCACGGUGAGCAGUACCUUGAGAUUCGCAAAUACCCUAUCCCCACGGCGGCGAAGACCAUCAACAUCCCCAAGUUGGUGGACGUCAUUGACAAGGGCAAUGCCGCGAUCGUCGUGGCUGGGUACACCACCAAGGAUUCGAAGACGGGCGAGGAUCUCUUCUACAACGAAUCCUCUGUCUUCAUCCGUGGUAGCGGCGGCUUUGGCGGUUCUCCCAAGCCGACUGCUGCUCGACCCAAGGCCGCCGUGGCGGCCUACAAGCCUCCGCAGAGGAAGCCGGAUGUUGUGGUCGAGGAGAAGACGUCCGAAGACCAGGCUGCGCUGUACCGGCUCAACGGCGACCGGAACCCGCUGCACAUCGACCCUGAGUUCAGCAAAGUGGGCGGAUUCAAGAUCCCCAUCCUGCACGGUCUGUGCUCCCUGGGUAUCUCCGGCAAGCACAUCUUCCAGAAAUACGGCCCCUUCAAAAACAUUAAAGUGCGCUUCGCGGGCGUCGUCCUGCCGGGUCAGACGCUGAAGACGGAAAUGUGGAAGGAAGGGAACGUGGUCAUCUUCCAGACCGUCGUGGCCGAGACGGGCAAGCUGGCCAUUUCGGGCGCUGGUGCGGAACUGCUUGAGGGAGCAAAGGCGAAGUUGUAA